UCCUCCUCCUCCUCCUCCUCCGCAGAAGCAGCAGAAGCAGCGCACAUUCUGCCCGGAGACAUUCGCUUUUACGGACUCUUGUCAGCGGGAAGAUUGUCCGGCAUGUCGUCUGUGUUUAGGCUCGUCGCCAAACAGGUCAAGAGCCACCCAGCUCUGAUCCCACUCUUCGUCUUCAUCGGUGGCGGGGUAACCAUGAGCAUCACGUACUUGGGUCGCCUGGCUCUGAAAAACCCUGAUGUCUCAUGGGAUCGCAAGAACAACCCUGAGCCCUGGAACAAACUGCAGCACGAUCAGCAGUACAAACUUUUCACGGUUAACAUGGACUACUCCAAGCUGAAGAAGGACAGGCCUGAUUUCUAAGUCACCGCAUCUCUGCACUUCUGUCUCUGACGUCGUCGCCGGGGUGAAGAGCCUUUGCACUUUUUUGCCACAUACGAAAUAAACCCAUGACACUGAAUGAAGGUUAAAUCACACUGCCUCCUACACUCAUUCAGUCUGCUCAUUUCCAGUGUGAAGGGGGGAAGGGAUCAUUCACUUUUAUCGGUGACUGUAUGAAUAAAGCAGGCAACCACCUGUUUUACUUAUUUAUUCAUUUAUUUUUGACUCCGCUGUAAGUCAUUAAAACCAUUUCAAUCACA
This is a messenger RNA of Xiphias gladius (swordfish), 638 nucleotides long. RefSeq names its product cytochrome c oxidase subunit NDUFA4-like. The transcript has 4 exons. The record is from RefSeq and is a predicted model, not a curated record. Lineage: Eukaryota; Metazoa; Chordata; Actinopteri; Istiophoriformes; Xiphiidae. Bases 103 to 360 code for a protein of 85 amino acids.